AUGUGCAUUGCGAUGGCUUGUUUUGGCGCUGCUGAGCUGGAGAGGGCGGCUGGGGCGGACUGGAAGAGGGCGACGCAACAUCCAUUCAUCGACGGCAUCGGGGACGGCACGCUGCUGUUUUGGGAAAAGUUCAAGCAGCAGCGCCAAAACAAGCCAAGUGCACGUUUGGACGCUGUGCUACAAAGAUCUGUCAGCAGCAGCCGUCAAGCUCUUCUCUGCACCAUUGUCUGCUUCUCCAUCCACUUAGGCUCGCAGCGAGGGGGUCCUGGGGGUUUCCCGUCUCGUGACGGAGACUUGCAGAUAAAUCGAGAUUGCGUACGUGGUGUAAGAACCAUGUUCGUCGGCAACGAGGCGCCCAGCCGGGCCAACAAGCGUUCAAAGAGGACAAACAAAGCCGCCAAAGGGGACGUGGCGUCUGGCCGGUUCUCUUGCGUGGCUGCGCUGGGCAUGAUACUGUGGAUCUGCCUGUUCAUCUGCUGUGUGCUGGGUGAGCUCUCACUGAAGCAAACUGAAUGAGCUCUCACUACGUGCAGCUCUUCAUUGAAUUGGUACGGCUGCCUGAUUGUGAGUGCAUGCAGCUCUUGUGCUGAACAACUACGAGGAGGGCGAGGAGCUGGGGCUGAACAUGAAGGGCGAAGAGACCUCAUACAUACAAGGCCCGGCCCGUGAAAAGUUCAAAUAUAGGCGUACGUGUCGCACUAUGAGGAGUGAGUCCUCAUGUUAGGGUGUCGACGAAUCAUUUUUGUUGCGUUCGUGUGCAGUGCCCCAGAAUGCUUUGCUUUUCAGCCUUGCCGCCGGCUGUUUCGCCGUCUUCACUGCAGCAUAUUUCGUUUCAUUCAUUCUCAUACAGGGCAGAGGCCCGCCGCCGACCAUCACCCAGUCCCAGUAUAUUUAUCGAGGCCUUAAGACCCAUGCCUGGUCCUCCCUCCCGCCGCAGAUAGCGGUGGGGUGCGUCUUGGCGGUGUUGGUGGGAUUCUCGUCGGAAGAAAUAAAAAAGGGGACGGGGUUCGCAUCUGGCGGUGCCUUUUGUGCCGGGGCUCUUCUCCUGCUUUUGAGCCAAUUGUUGGGUCUCUGGACCGUUGCCAAUGCCAAUCUACGUGUCGCGAACGCUCUGGCGGGAGACAAGGGCCUGUCGGUCGGAUUGCGCAUUGCAACACGAGCCGGUGGGGUCUGUGGGCUUGUCUCACAAGCGUUUGCUCUGAUGGGAUGCGCUGUGCUGUACCUUUUCAUUACGGAUCUGGUGGUCCUCGUCGCGUGAGGAAGAGAAAGGAAGGAAAUACAGCUGAUUUCACCGCCAUUCUACAUUUCGAUCGUAUCCCCUGUUUGUGUUCAGCUUCGCGGCUGGAGGGUCUUACCUUGCAUUCCUCAUACGUGAGCAGAAGACUUAUUGAGAGACACAAACCCGAUCGCUUUUUCCUUCGCCUUUAUGCAGGCGUUGGCGGAACAAUCUUCUCGAGCGGCGCCAGGAUUGGCGACGAUCUUAUUGGUGCCUCUGAUGAGGUCAGCGCCCAACCAAUGGUGGAUUGUGAUGUAUCCACUGGCUGUUUCUCCUGGUUAUGUUGUGUCUCCCUCCCUCCCUCCCUUGCUUGCUGGCCUUCAGUCUCGCAAGAUGGAGGAGGACCGUAUCUUUCAGCAGGUAUGCACCCGAUGACCCUCACGUAUUUUGUCGUGUCACCAUUGCCCUGUCUCCAUGUAUGCCACAGCAAGUCAUGCUCAAAAAGGCAGAAGAGGUCGGCCGCAUCCCAGCCACUGACGCCCAAAAUGUGUCUUUCGGUCGAUACAUUUCUCGCACUGUUAUUCCUCCUUCAGGCUCGCCGCGAACGGCCCAAGCAGGGAGACGUGGAGGCACCAGUAAGUUUCGGGAAGUCGACUGCACGGCUUCUUUUUUGUCCUUUUUGCUUUGCUCAGGCUGACGACGACGACGACGACGAGGUUCAGGCAGGGUUUGACGGCAAACAUCACCCCAUAGAAAUGCUCCCAUCGGUCGGCGGGAGCAUUUCAGAGGCCUCGGGAUCAGCUACGGAUGCCUUUGAGAGCCUAAGCCUAGCGCUGGCCAUCACUGCAAUGGUCGGUGUCAAACACUUGGUCAAUGAUCCGGAAAUGGGGGCAGCUCUUCCUUUCUGGGUAAGUUACCCGGAGAAUAAAGAAGAUGUGGCGCGCGCAAUUUCGUGCCAUUCUACAGAGUCCGUUUUCGAUCAUCAGAUUGCUGGCGGAGGUGUUGCGUCUUCUGCCCUUCUUUCCUUCGGUCUCAUCGUGUUUGAAUCUUCAUCGGCUCGCAUGCUUCGGCUGGCUCUUCGAGCGUCAAAUAUGCUGUGUGGAGCAGCGGUCGUCGGGGUGCCCCUCGCCGUGCUCCUUAUCAAGCAGCAUACUGACAAAACAGUAAAAACAGGAAGUGGAAGAGCAGACAAACAAGAGACAUGCCCCUGUCCUCUCUGCUGAUGUUGCAUGUAGAACAUCGGCUUCACCCAAAUUCUUCAGUUCGCUUUCUGCAUUGGAGCUGGCGUGUUGGCGCCCGAGCUUAACUCCGUCAUUUGUGAGGUCCUCACAGAUAUCCAGUCAGUGCCGUCGCGCAUAGCAUCCAUCGCUGAGCAUGGAGGCCCAGUGCAAGUGCUGCUCUCCGGGACAUCUUGUGGCUUCCUGGGGACAAUUCUGCCGUCUUUGGUCGCCAUGCUUGCUGUGACUGGUGAGACCUGACGACCAAACAUACAUAGGUCACAGCAAGCGGGUGCGUGCUUGCUUGCGUUAUUCGCCAUCCAGGUGCGUUUCACCUUGAAGGUUUCUAUGGUGAGCGCCUGCAUUCACGAGAGAAUACGGGGGCUGUAUCUGUUUGUUGUGCCCUCAGGCGUUGCCCUUCUGACAGUGGCCUCGCUGGGGGCCAGCCCCUUCUACGUGCGUACCAGCACACAACGCUGACUGACUCGACAGGCGACACAUGCAAAUGCUUCCAUCGCAUGUGUCAGGCCUCAAUGGCGGCGUUUAGCGCCGUGUCCUCCAAUGCGUAUUUCUUGGUGCCCACAGUGGCGAGCACAGCAGGGGUGGGGGGCGGGAGGUCGUCAGGCAGGGCGAGACGGAGAGCCAUCAAGAUGAUCGAACUCAGUGCUGCGACAUCGCAGUCCGGUGAGUGCGCUGUUCCAGGGAGGACAGGCCUGCUGCUGGUUGGUGGCUGAGCAAGCCCGUCUUUCUCUGUUUUCUAUAGGCAAGGUGGCCAGCGUCACUUCUGUUCUCUUCUUGGCUUUUUGUGUGAGCAUCAUCGUGCUGGCGGAGGCCCUUACACGUGACAACCAGCAGCUGGCAACCUUUGUGGGAAGGCCGAUUAGCGAGUUCAGCUUCAUUGGUCUUUUUUCCGGGGUGUUUCUGCCUUUUGGGUUUGUGGGUGUGACGAUGGCUGCUGUGUCGGGCAUCGGGCAUGAGUACGUGACGCAUUGCAAGACGCAGCUGAAGGAGGACUCGCCCGACCGGAUCGUGGCUCUUGUGCAGCGGCUGGUAGCGUUUGGUCAACAUCGAUCCUAUGAGAAGGUAAGCCAUUGCCGAUGGAAUCCGCGACAAGAUUCCCAUUCCUUAAUCCAGGUUGCUCUCCCUCUGGUGGUGUCAAUCGGAGCGCCACUCAUGGCCGGGAUGUUUCUCGGUGCACCUGGGCUCAGCAUCUUUCUACAAGUGAGAAAGAGAGAAAUAGUUGACAAUUUCUCUCAAACGUCCUCCUCCUUCUCUCCGUCCUCCGACAGACGUGUGCCAUCACAGCGUUUUGCCUGUCGACCUUUCUGACUGUCACGGCUUCCCUGUUUGAGUCUGCGAGAAACGUGAGCUAUCCAUACGCGACACACACAGGGAGGGAGGCAGAGAGUCAGGGAGAAGAAAGAAGCAUCAGUGACAGACAUCUGUGCGUUGUGUAUGUGUGUAUGUGUGUGUGUGUGUGUGUAUGUAUUAAUGCAGUACAUACUGUACGGCAAUCUGGUCAAGGACGCGGAUGCGUCAGGGAGAGUGGCCAGGGUGCAGCCCGGCGACCCGCCCUACAAUGCACUCACUCUCGCAAGAGUGAGACUUACUUAGCAAGAGCUGCCAGAACAUUGAGAGAGCACGGCAUGGCGAGUCUGUGUACUGUGUGCGACAGUCGAUUGGUGCUCCGAUGGGUGACGCAAGUGGUCCGGCGCUGGCGCAACACGUCAAGCUGAUACUCGGUAACCGCCUUACCAAUCGGGCACGAAGGCGACACACGUUCUGCAUCCACCCUGUGCUUCUCCUUCCCGUGGGCUGCAGUGUUUGGUGUGCUGUCUCUGGGACUGUUCAAGAUAGACCCCGGGAAGACUUGGGAGUAUGGGUUUGUGGCGGCAGCCGGGGUCGUGUUGUGUGCUUCGCUCAUUGCAAUCGUCUCGAGGUGGCUGGCACUAAAGAGAACACCCAUCAAGUAUGCUUCAAUGCGCAGAAAACAACAACAACAACAACAACAAAAACAUUUCUGGCCCAUCCUUGUCUCUCUGUGUGUCUGUCAGCACCAUGCUAUCGAAGACAGAGUUGGAUUACCAUGACAGCCGCAUAGAAGCCACCAAGACCGGUAAGAAAAAACAUCAAGAGAGACUUCUUUGCCAUCGGCUGGCCCACGUGUGCGUGUGUGUGUGUGUCCCCGCUGGCUGGCCGCAGAAGCGAUGUUGACGGAGCAGGGCGACGCCUCGCCGAUGUCACUUGCUCGCGAGGGCGGCGCCUCGCCCCUGUACCGAGAAGCGACCCAGGCGACGGAUGCAGCUGCUCGGUCGUUCCAACUUCACAAGAGCUCAGAAGAGAUGUAACACGGCCAUGCAAAUGUCUCUUGCUCGGCCUGAUUGAAGUGUUGUAAGGCGCGACUCUCUGUGUGUGUCUCUGUGUGGUCCUGGGGACAGAAAUGCCAAUCAUUAUGGUGUGUGAUUGAUUGCAUGUCAGUCUGUGUUUGUCUGUUUGUCCACACAAACAGAUAAGCAAAUGAGCUA
Molecule: messenger RNA, 4958 nt
Organism: Vitrella brassicaformis
Lineage: Eukaryota; Vitrellaceae
Source: the annotation of a GenBank genome assembly